AUGAUCACGGACUGCAAGCUCGCCACACUCACUAACAUGCUGGGCAUGCCACUUUUCACACGUCUGGUUCUCUGUCACUAUGUGGCAAUCAACAAUCACAAAAACCAGGAAUGA
Molecule: messenger RNA, 114 nt
Organism: Grammomys surdaster
Lineage: Eukaryota; Metazoa; Chordata; Mammalia; Rodentia; Muridae
Product: dolichyl-diphosphooligosaccharide--protein glycosyltransferase subunit 4-like
Exons: 1
Coding region: 1-114 (37 amino acids)
Source: RefSeq, a predicted model, not a curated record